AUGUAUUUGGCUUCGGUUUUCAUAGCUUUUUUCGUCGUAUUGAUCACUGCUGUCUAUUGGCUGAGAGGGCGAAAAGACAAAUCCAAACCAAGGAUUUGUGUCCUAGUCCUUGGAGAUGUUGGUAGAAGUCCCCGCAUGCAGUACCAUGCACUUUCUUGUGCAAAGGCGGGAUUUGAUGUAGACCUAGUGGGAUUCGGAGGUAUGUGAUAUAUUGGCCUUUUAUUGGCCUCUUCUGUAACUUCAGGAGUUUUUGGCCCGGGGGUGGGGGGUACUCGAUAUAUUCCUGGGUGGGGAGGUGCGGCGCGGCCCCUCAUACCCUGAACCUGUUUAAGACAAAUAUCGCUGAUUUUCCUACCCUGUUUAAGACAGAAUUCCGAUUUUUGAUACCCUGUUUAAGACAUUAUUUUAUCCUGUUUAAGACAAAAAUUGAUAAAUCGAUACCCUGAUUAAGACAAAAAAUGAUAAAUUCGAUACCCUGUUUGAGACAAAAAUCCCGAAAAACAUACCCUGGCUGGCCGCACGUCCCCAUUAAGCCCUUUAUAAGGGAUUACCCCCCCCCCUGGGGUUUUUGGGCCCCUGAUUAUAGAUUCCUCCUCCUUUCUUCCAUUCCCGUUGCAUGUUGACAAGGUACUUAAAUUUCUACCACCACAGGCAAGAUAUAAUAGACAGAUGUUCUUACAUGUCACUACUCAAAAUCUCCUAUUUUUUGCUUUUUUCCCUCUUAAAAAACAUUUUCUUGGCAAUAAUGAAUUAUUAAUUAAUUAUUAAUCAAAUUAAAUAUUAAUUACCCUUCAGAAAAAUUAAUGAGAUCAAAGGAGUAGCAUAUUUUUUAUCAGCCACCCUGUCAGAAAUGACCUCUUGCAUCAAUCUGAAAGGUGCGGUGGGAGUGGGUAAAGUGGAUAUUGGAUAGGCUGCUUCUCUGGUCCUUUUGGACAUCAGCCCCUUGGUGAUCCACAGGGUAAGAAAAAAACACCAUUAAGGAUGGGGUGGUAUGUAAAGCUAAGGGAGAGGAAGUUGGUGGGGGCAGGGGUGGGGAGUAUGAUCUCAAGGCUGGCAGCACAUCUUGGCACAUCCUGGCCCCAUCUCAUCAUGGUUGUUUUCAGUCCCCUUGUUGGUGAGAGGAAUCACAGGGGCCAAGGGUGGUGGGUAAUUAACAAUUAUUCCACGUGUGCACGUUGGAUAUGAGAUGGUGGAUAGCCAAUGAGGCGCAUAGUGCUGAGUUGGCUAUCAUCAUCCCAUACCCAACAAGUGCAAGUGGAAUAAUAAUAAUUCCACUUAUUGUUUUAUUAAAAACGCCCAUAAAAUAUCGAGAAUUCUUCCCGACUUUAUUUGUUAAAACAACUGAUUUUCAGCUUGUUAUUAAUUUUGGGCAGAUGCUUACAAUUACCAUACUUGGAGAGCAUGGUGUAAUGGCUCAUAUACCAUGAUGGCGAAGCCAGUCAGAGCUCUAGUUAGUUAGCUCUACAGUUUUAAUUAUUCUGAAUAGUUUUAUGAACUUUUUAAAGGUUGUUGUUUAAUCUAAAUAUUUUGUAGGGUCCAGCCCUAUCAAGGAACUCACAGAGAGUGGAAAGGUCUCUAUACAGAUUUUAUCAGACUUUCCAGAAAUAUUUAGAGGUAAGACUUUCAGUAAUGCUUUAGUCACUGGGCCAUGUGUGUUUCUGUACCUCCCAGGGGGUGUACUCCAUUAUAUGGCCUAUACAGCGAUGUGCUGCUAUCCAUGGUAUGGUUUUUGUUCUCUCUGUUCUAAACAGUGUACACUGUAUGAUGAUUUUGGGUGAGUCUGUCCUAAACAGAUUAUAUAAUUUCAUUUGAGUAUGUCCUAAUUAUAAACAGGGUAUUGCCCGUACGACUGAGUUGAUUUGCUUGAUAAAAUUUGUUUGUACUCCAAAUAUUACAAAAGCAAUGACUAUACUGUGACUUUUCUCAACUGUAAUUGCCAAUGAAUGGCUUUAAAACAAGAUGGUGUGAAAUUGACCUUUGUCCUCAACAGGUUACAUGCAAUAAAGGUUAGGUUGUCAUCCUAAUCAGGAUAUGUUUUUUAGGGUUUUUUAAUUUGUCCUAAACAGGGUCAGGGUUUCAAACCCUCCACUGGUCGAGUACAAUCCCCCCCACCCCCUCCCCCUUCACCACCAGGCUGUUCCUUCUGUGUAACGUGGUGUCACAUGAAGCAAUUCUAAUGCGCAAAUCUAAAUAGUAGUAGUAUGCUAACAGUUGAAACUGCAUAGAAGGAAACAAACUAUUAAACUAUAAUUGUGCAAAUGUUUGCAAAGCAAAGCUUCAUUUUGAAUUACUUCUGUCACAAGCUGCAAUACAAUGCUAACAGGAAAGAACUUUUAUUGAUUUUCUCAAUCUUCAUUAUAGGUUUGCCUAAAUUGGCAUUUUUUGCAGUAAAGGCAGUAUUGCAGUUUAUCCAGCUCUUUUCCGUCCUCAUAUGCUGCGGGUCUCAAUGCACACAUUUUUUAGUCCAGGUAUUCAAGCAGUUAUUUUAUGGUACAGGUAAUAAAAGGUCUAGGAAAGACCACAUAAAUAAGAGCUCAGACUCUGGCCUGUUUACAGCCCCUAUUUUUACUGAAGAUCAUUUGGAUCAAGCGUUUACCAUUUCAAGAUGUCAUGGCUGAUCAGGGUUUCAAGAACGUUGUGGGGGCAGGCAUCCAGGUGUAAACCAUUGGGGAGAGAGGUUAGAAAAAAUGGGGAGACUGUAUGUAAUAACUUCAUCACAGCUCAUUUUAAAUGAGUUAGUUGCUCCAGUAAUGCAAAUGUCUGAUUGGUCAUCAGUCAAUAUGUUUUAAAUCGGGCUUCAUAGCAUAUUUAGUAGACACAUGGUGACAAAUAUGAAAAUGGCUUUUGCACAUCUAUUGUGAGAAAACACCUUUGCCUGGAAGUGGAGUUUCCAAGCAAAAACAAGAAGGAAUGGUCAGAAUUUGCUAGAGGGCAGGAAGGAGUAGAUUUGCUUUGCCUUGCAAUUGCAUGCACAGUACUGUGUAUUACAGCAUAUUCACUCAGUAAUGCCUGAUGAUUUUGACCUUUAUUAAUAAAGACCAGCAAGAAGCCAGGAAUGCUGACAACUCAGCCAGCCAUCUGUUGCAUCUUAAAUAAAUUAUAGAUUUUCAGUUGAAAAUUAAUCUAUUGUUUUUUAAUUUCAAAAUCACACGAUAAAAUUUGGUAUGUAUUACCUCUGUGGGGAAUAUGUCAAAAUUUUGAUGUUAAGGUUACGGUUGUAAAUACAAUGAGCAUACCAUAAAUCCCCUAUUAAGCCCCCUGGGUGCUUUUGUUAAUAUAUUUUUUUUUUUUUUUUUAUAACAAAAAAAAAAAAAAUUUUUAGUUAUUUAUACUUGUUGUAGAUAAUAAUUAAGAUUUUUUUUUUGAUGAUGGUGUUAAAAAAAAAAAAAAAACAACAAAAACCCCCCUAUCCGCCCCCCGUGUUGUUUUUUUUUUUUAUUAAGUGGGGGGGGGGGGGGGGGGGGGGCGCUUAUUUAAUUUUAACGAAGAUGAUGGUAUCAAUUCUCCACUAAAGCUAAAAGUAAAGUGGAAAAGCUCAGGCACAUGAAGAUGGAGGUGAUGCAGCCAGGAGAGAUGAAAAAAAAUAUCUGAACUUCCAGCAUGUGAAUAAAUCAUACCAGGUCGCAGAUCAGUCCACAUGGUGUGUUAAAGUCUACCAUUUAAGAAUAAAGGGGGAGGGCAGAGGGGGGGCCUGAAUAACUUUCUUCCCCUAAAAUGGGGGGGUGGGGGCUUAAUAGAGGAUUUAUGGUAAUUCUUUAUCUCAUACUCAGCCUCAUCCAAUAACUGCUAAUUGUUUCAUUAAUAGAAUCCUCCAGCUAUUCCAUCACUUGCUGCCGUCUGUUUUGUAAGCAUGUUAUGUGGUAGCAAGUUCAUUAUCGAUUGGCACAAUUAUGGCUUUACAAUUUUGGCCCUCGGAGUGAAAAACGAUGGACAUCCUUUGGUGAAGAUUGCAAGAUGGUAGGUCUCUUUUCUGGGGCCUUAUGACCCAAGCAAUGUACAAUGUCAAGUCGGAGAUUAAGUUCUUCCUGACGCUAAUUAAGGGGGCUGUGUUACAUUUUCCUAGUUCAUUUGGUUAAUUUUGCCAAUAACGUGUCUUUAUACGAUAAGGAAAUUAACAUUAGUGAGGAAUCACAGCUUUGUUUCUAAGAAAUAUCUCUUGCAAAGCAUCGUAAGUCAUGCGUUAAAAACAACAAAUGGAACUGGAAAAACUGUUAGGCUAACAAGUUUUCGAAAAUGACAACUGCAAUGUGUUUUAAUUUUCUCCAAGUUUGUCCAUUCGUGCCCUCUUUUGUAUACGUUACCUUCUUUUAUCAGGGGUGGAUCCAGGUUAUUUUUUUAGGAGGGGGUGCACUCGUCUCUUGCUGUACUUCAACACCAAUAAACCACAUAGUUUUUUUUUUUUGCAGAAUACCAGUUGUAUUAGAAAACCGCAGGUCAUCUCAGGGGGGAUGCGCACCCCCUGCACCCUCCCCCUAGAUCCGCCCCUGUUUAUUGUCUCUGGCUGUUUGAAUUUUGAUAAAUUUCGUGACACAGCUCCUUUAGAGCUAAGAUGUCAAGGGAGAGUAUUUUUCAAUAUUUUGUAGGUAUGAGUUCUUCUUUGGAAGCAUGUCCUCACAUAAUUUAUGUGUCACUCAAGCAAUGCAGAAGGAUUUGUGGGAUCACAGGGGAAUUAGGUUUGUAAACAAUGAUUAGCAGACAGUACAUUUAAUUAUUGGUUUCAUGAGAAAUAGUUCAUUUUGUUUCCAAAAAACAGCCAAACAUUGAGAAUUAAGGGGAUCUGCAGUCAUUAGUAAUUUGAUGGCACAACAAGCACAAGAUCCAAGCGUACCCUAAAUAUGAAAAUUACAGGCAACAGCUAGAUCUCAACAAUCACAGGCUAUGGUGCGUGGCCCCCUUAGACUAAAGAAAAACUGAGACUUGAGAAAAAAUAUUUUUGAGUGGACCCCCUUUCUUCAAGGAUUUAAUCCAUUACUGACUCUCAACCUCUGCUUUCGUAGAUUUUGGUAUUUUAAUUGGCAGUUUUAGCGACUUUUAGCAGAAAAUAGUUUCAUUCAUUUUUGUUAGAUGAAUGAGCCAAUGAGAGCAUGCAUAUUUUUUCGUGAAAACCAUAUAACAAUAAUAUUUUGCAUUUGUGUUAGGGUGGUUAAUUCUGUUGAGGCUAAAGGUAAAGGUUUUGCAUUGUCAAAGUUGUAGUUUGCAAUAAUAACCUAAACAUUUUUGUAGCAUCUUGAUAGAAUGUAAUUUAUGUACAUAACAGUAUCUAGUGACCUUUUUUUCCUUUUCACACUCUCAGUUUUUUAAUUGAUGUCUUUCAGUAGAUUGACAACUUCCUUUUAGCUCUUCAAGUUAAAAAAAAAUACUUACAGUGCAUGUACAGCUGUGUACCAUACUAUCUUGUUUCCAGGGCAGUCACACUUUAUGACAGACCUCCAUUACGUUUUCAAGCAGUGGAUCUUACUUCACAACAUGAGGUGACUUAUGCUUGUUUGUCUGUUAAUAAAAUUGUCCAACAUGGUGUGCAUUUCAUUGUUUUCCUUUUGUUUUUAUUGCAUGGUAAAUUUAGUAUUUCCCAUAGUUCUGUUGACAGUUUGCUGCUUGUAGUGCAGAAAAUGAAAAUGGGUACAAAAAGAGUGGUUGGAAUAUCGAUAUAUUGACUUUUAGAAACACACUUGUAAGCCAUCUAAAAUUUGGGGAAGAAACCUUAGAAACACAGGUAAUAUACACUAAUAACAUACAUGAUUUAAAUCGAGAGGUAAAACAAUGCAAUAAUUAUUAUUUGGGUAAUCAGGUUACAUUAUUCUUGGAAAGUAAUAUCAUCAAUUCAACAUUUCUAUUUUUGUAGCUUUUUGAAAAACUAUCAAAAGAAUAUGAAGUUUUCAGUGCAUUGGAAAGGUAAUAACUUUUAUGUGGCUUUUUAAUGUAGUAAGAAAUUUUCAAGUGACCUUCCCAUUUAUCUGAAUAAGGACACUUUGACACAUUAUAUUUUAGUAUUAUAAGUGUUAAGUUAACAUUAUUUUUAUCCCAUUUAAAGCCCUUCAGAAUAUAAGGAAAAUGUUGCUUCCAUGACAGCAUUUACACUCCAGCUCAAAGAUGGGAGAGUUCUCAACAGACAGCACCGAUCUGCUCUAUUGGUCAGCAGUACUAGCUGGACAGGUAGCACCUACUUUCUUCCUUUUGAAACAGGAUUACAUGUAGAUACCAGUAUGGAUGUCCAUAGCAGAUCAAUCUUGUCUUUGUCUCCUAGCCCUAAUUCAUUGAUAAUUAGAGCUAGGAGACAAAGGAAAUAGAGAAUGAACCUAGAUUACAAAAUUUUAACCUGUAACAUAUGACACACAACCUCAUACCAUUACUUCAUAGUAAGACAUCACACAAAAUAAAUGGUUUUUUUUUUCAUUUUAUCAUAUGCCUUUGUUUUUAAUUUUACAGAAGAUGAAGACUUUUCCAUUCUUUUGGAUGCUCUUGAAGGUAAGAAUUCUUCAUUAAAUUUUCCUGUUUCUUCUGGUAGAACAUGUGAGAGGGGAAAUGAACUUGUUACUUAAUACUUGGACUUGACUUCUAUUAAUAAUCUCAUGGUUUGUUAAAUUUCAACAGCCUAUGAGAAGUUUAUCACUGAAAAUAAGGAAAAUCUUCCCUCGUUAGUUUGUGCAAUAACUGGUGAGUUUUAAGCUCAUGUCAAAGCGUUUAGACAAUUUUUUUUAAAUGUUACUUUAAUUUAAUGAAAUACAAAUCUGCUCAUAUUGUUGUUUUCCUUUCUCAGGCAAAGGACCUUUAAAGAAAUAUUACCAAAACAUAAUUAUUAAUGAAAAGGAUUUUAAACAUGUGAGAAUAUGUACUCCAUGGCUGGAGCCAGAAGAUUAUCCAAGACUGCUUGGUAGGCCAUUUACUCUAUAUCAAUUUUAUGAAAGGUUACUUUUAAAGUUGUUGCAUGUCACAAGACACAAGGUUCUCAUUGCUCAGAAUGUCAGAUCGAAAAUAUCCAAAGAUGCCUGAAGAUUCUUUCCGAAGGCGUUGGAAGAUAUCUAUAGACGUUUAUCAGAUUUUAAAGUCAUUCUCACUCUUUUGGCACUUCAAUGUCUCCAACAUCUCGUACAGCAACUGGAAGUCAAGAAGGCUCAUGUGCUUGGACUUCUGUUUUCUGAAUAUAAAAAGUAAUGGGGUUAAAUAACAGUCUUUGAUGGAAGAACUAUAGAAGGUAGUUCAAAUAAAGAGUUCAAAAACAAGUUCUUGUAGUUCAAGAUGUACAUUUAGUUUCUUGGCCCCUGCAAGCUAAACGCAAAAGUUUAGGCGAGAGCAAAUGGGAAAAGGAAGUGGUUUGCUUUGUUUAGCUCUUACUUUAACUGUUACUUUCAUUUUUCACACUAACGCUUGCUACUCAGGCUUGAAUCAAAGGGUAGCUAUUUCUUGAGGUUGUGUCCACCAAGUUUUGUUCACCAAACUAGUAGUCAUUUUCGCAAAACCAAGAAAUUCUAAUUUGUUUGAAGCGAAGGAGUUGGCAAAAUGUCACAUAAGAAUAGAAAUAAAUAAUAAUAAUAAUAAUAAUAAUAAUAAUAAUAACAAUAAUAACAAUAAUAAUAAUUGCAAUAAUAAUAAAUUAGAUGUAUAUACUUUCAGGUUCAGCAGAUCUUGGUGUGUGUCUUCAUAAAUCUUCCUCAGGACUUGAUUUACCGAUGAAGGUCAGUCUACUUAGAGCUUCAUUACCUUCGUUCUAUGCUUCCUGAUCCCUGCACUUGAAGAGUUAGAUUGCUUUAUACCUGAAGAAACUUCACCUUAUGCUUUAAGUCUGUGAUAAAUUAAAUUUUUUGACCAUUAUAAUGUACUCAUGGCUAUCAACCUGUUGCCUGCGUAGCAUUCGUUUAAGUGGGAAGGGAAGGGGGAAUUCGGGCGAUGUCACCUGAAUGGCGCCCUCGCGCGCCCAAAUACAGUCAAAACCCGCAACUAAGAACCUACAUUUUUAGGAGUUAGCCUAAACAGGUUCUUAUAUAAAUGGUAGUUAACAGAAUUUUAGGCUUUUUAGGUUCUUAAAAUUGGUUCUUUAUCCUGGAGAAAAAACAAUUAAAACGCAGCUGCAAACAAGUUGGUCAUUAGCCUAUACUUUUAUUUUCUUCAGCCCCACCCCCUCCCCCCCCCCAAAAAAAACAUUUAGGAAUAUAUCAAUUUUCUUUAAAAAAACAUUUAUAACAUAGCGCGCGUGCUUGCCCUAUACAAGUCCUAUUGAGCCGCUAUGAACAAAAUCUUUAUUUACGCACGCCCGUGCGUAAAUAACAUGACGUAAGCAUUUUUUUUUUUAACCUGGCUGCAAAGUUGUUGUCUUUUAAGCUGCAGUGCACUUUUCCUUCUCUUUAAAAUAUGGAAGAAACCAGUGAAAUACUGCCCAAUUUUUCUAUCGGCAUUGACCUUUUAGAUCCUGAUCCAACAAGCAGCAAAAAUAAAGCCGAAUUAAAAAAAACUCGCAAGUUGCGCGUUUCGCCAAUUUGUCGAAGACAAGCUGCAGCAAAUUUUGGCUGAAAGACAUUCACUGGGAACAGAACAGACACCAACUGGUCAUCAACAACAUUUAAAGGCAAAAUCUCCGUUUUUAUUGUUGUUUUUAAAUUUGUUAUGCACUUUGUUAUCUCCCGGGACAAUCCGACUUAAGCAGGAAAAUUUAUCUCGCAAUAACAACACAAAUUACACAAGAAGACAUAAAUUUACUAGUCACAAAAACAACUGCUGCCAGGUCUUCUCAAGAAGCCGUAAUGACCAGCCAAUGUUCGUAAAUGAAUAUAAGUUUAAAGAAGGAUAACAGUCGUCUUCGCUAAAAACAUGUUUUCUGGAUUUCGCCGAGCAAAACGUAAACAUCUUUUCAGCAAAUCCAAACCAUACUCCACGACUUCUUACGAACAUGUUAGUAUUUUAACUUAAGGUGAAGUUUAAGACUCUUUUACCUUUGUUUCUGCUUAGUUUCCAUUGAUCGUUAACGAAUAAAGAAGCAAAUUUUCUUUCUCACUUUUACAAAAAGAAUAUUUUCAUUCAAACUAAAGGAUUGUGGCGUGUUCGCAAUCAGCCAACAGAACCGUUUGUUAUUGUGUCGCGCGUUACGAGAAUUUUGUAGGUUAAUCAAAAAGCAAGCAUUUUUGUCAGCUAUGUUAUAAAAGAAUUUGCUCAUGCUUUUAGCUGUGCGUAUAUCGAGUUAUGGAUGCACUUGGGAAGUUUGGAGAGCACUAAAGAAGCUAGAGUUGCACUCGGCUAUCGCCUCGUGCAACUCUUACGCAUCUUUCGUGCUCUCCAAACUUCCCGCGUGCAUCCAUAACUCGAUAUACGCACGCUAAGCAUGAACAAAUUCUUAAUUUUACAACAAUGGCAAUGUGCUUUUUUUGCUUCAAAUAUGAUUCUUGCAAUGCAGCUGUAAUGUACUAUUAUGAUUUAAGAAAAUAAGAACCUGUUUUAAAUUUCUUAGGCUAAAUAGGUUCUUGUUUAUAGGGGGUAUAAAUGACCAAUUUUAGGCUAACAGGUUCUUAAUUUUUAGGUUCUUAGUUGCGGGUUUUUACUGUACCCAAUUCAAACCAAGGGUGACCUUCUAUGUAUGGCAUAUACGGGGAUGUGCCGUCGUGUGUAGCUUACUGAGAACAGGAUCCCAAAUUCGGAGAAUUCACCUUUUUCUUGUCUAGCCGGCGAGCAAGCUCUCCAUUCGCGGGAGUCACGAGAAGUCACGCGAGAGCCGCACGCCAAACAACAACUGCAACUUUGUUCAUACCCAACAGUAUACUAUACUGAUAAACAAAAUGAAUUAACAAAAAUAUAGAGGAGUACAGGCUGCCCCAAAUAACCAUAGGAACUAAAGAAAAUGGGCAGCCAUAAGGAGCAGUUAACAGGAGACGUAAGUACGAGGGUCGCUCGGCCUCGCUCGCGCGUUAGCUCGCGCGCCCUCUCGCUUGCUCGCAGGCUAUUUCUUGUCUGGAACAAGUUCAGAGACGUGGAGAAUACGCAGCAUAUGCUCUCGUAGAAAAUUUAAGGAACCACCGCCUGGGAACGGAUGGUACGUCGGAGUCGUAACUAACAGUGCACACAUGUAUAUUGUCCUUAUCAGGUGGUUGACAUGUUUGGAUGUGGCCUACCAGUGUGUGCUAUACAUUUUGAUUGGUAAGAGUGCGGACUAACAUUUCAUUUUUUGUUAUGUCACCACCACUCUUGAUUUUUGAGGAAGUCAUCCAGGAUGAAACUUCGUUUCUGUCUUUUGCAUCUCAUUAGCGUUCGAUCUUGGACAUAUCUGUUUUCUUCUCUUUUUCUUUCAGCUUACAUGAGUUAGUGAAACAUGAAGAAAACGGACUGAUAUUCCAUGACAGCUUAGAGCUCGCUCAACAACUGAAGGUAUGUUUCAUGAAUCUGGCACCAUCUGUUACAGUCUUGUUGCCUCCAGGAGUAUAACUGAACUUCCAAUAGACCGUUGCACGGUUUUUACAAGUUUUGAUAAAGACCAGUAAGCGAAUAUCCAUGGACACUGCUGAACAUUUACAAGUAUAAUGGUAAUACGUCCAAAGCGAGCGAAGAUAUUGCUUUCACAAAGUCGCGAAAUUUUACAGACGUUUGCCAUAGUGAGGGCAAGCAUGCGUAGCACGCGUUUCCGUUUGGUUUCGGAGCAAAAAGAGCUCUUGGAAGGGGACUUUCGGUUUUGACCGCGCGAGAAAUGAAACGAGAACCAAACUUUCCCGCUCUUUAACUUGUGCCAUUUUUCGCGCGGUCUUUGACUCUUGUUCCUAAACCGCACAGAAACGCUUGCUACGCAGGCUAGGUGAGGACAAGAGCUUGACGCCCCACCAAACAAAGGGCUGUAAAAUUCCGCGACUUUGCGGAGCUAUUUCUUCUUCAGUUCAAAACAAACCACUUUUAAACUUGUCAGUUUAACAGAUUUUUAGGUGUUAGUCCGUCCAGCCACGUUGACGGAGUUUUGCUGACUGGUCCCGUCAUUCACAAGUCCUUUAUAUUAAUUUUACGGUUAGCAAACGCACCAGAGUGUUUGUACUGCACAAGAAAAGUAAAGUGUUUUUCAAUCAAUCUAAAAAAUGUGUCAAUUCAUAAAAAUGGAAAGUGACUAAGUUGGGAUCGCGAAAAUUACGUAUUUGCCCAAAAGUGACUAAGAUGGGGUCUAUAAUUGAUCACAGAAUAGACGAUAAUGGGGUAGGGGCCCUGAGGGGCCAGCGGCACAUAUCCAGCAAAAAUUACCCCAAGUAACCCCCCCCCCCCCCCCCACCCCCCUCCCCCCCCAAAAGCCCCCCCCUCCACAAAUUUAAAAAAUUUUUUUUUUUGGGCGGUUUUGUGUAUUUGCCGGGUUUUUGUAAAAUUUGAAUUUAUAUAUGUGGUUGUGGGUGUUCUUUUUUUAGGGUUUUGCUUUUUGUUUUUUUUUUUUUUUUUUUUUUUGUUUUUUCCCCCCCCCCCCCACCCCCGAACUCCUCUACCACGCUAAGAGCCUGCCUUAGCAUAAUUUAACAAAUUUUAUCUGUUGGUCAGUUGAUGUAUGUAUGCCGAGUUUCGUUAAAGUUAGUAAUUAUAUAGGUGUCUGGGUGUUCCCUUUGUCGAGGGUUUUCCCUUGGUUAGUUUUGUUUGUUUUGUUUUGCAAUUACUGAAAUAAGGUUAUGUAUCCAUCUUUUGUUGUUAUCUAAGCUUUUAUUUUGAUUGUUCUUUUGACAUUAUAGCAAAACCUACCUAUAUGCUCUUCAGUAUGGGCCAGAUAUUAAUAAUUGUUCUUAACAGUAUGAGUCUUUUCAGUCGCUUAAUUGGUCUUCAUUUUCUUUGACAGAAACUUUUUAAAGGGUUUCCUUUGAGCAAACCUUUACUCUCAAGUUACAAAGAAAAUCUUGCAAGUUUUCAAAGGACACGAUGGGAUGCGAGCUGGAAUAAGAUUGUCCUCCCUCUACUAAAGGAAAUUUGA
Molecule: messenger RNA, 11905 nt
Organism: Porites evermanni
Lineage: Eukaryota; Metazoa; Cnidaria; Anthozoa; Scleractinia; Poritidae
Source: the annotation of a GenBank genome assembly